Molecule: messenger RNA, 2924 nt
Organism: Raphanus sativus (radish)
Lineage: Eukaryota; Viridiplantae; Streptophyta; Magnoliopsida; Brassicales; Brassicaceae
Exons: 2
Coding region: 171-2756 (861 amino acids)
Source: RefSeq, a predicted model, not a curated record
CAGAGAAGGCAUAUAAACCGUGGGAGAGGUGUUUCCCCACAAUCCAUAGAGGACGACAGGUUUCAGUCAAAGGAGUCAGUUUCCCUUAGACGUCAGCAUUUGACUGCUCUCUCUCUCUCUCCCUCCCAAGCCCUCUCGUCUCUUCCUUCUCCUCCUCUCCGGUGGUCACUAUGAGCAACAAAGACGAGGCUCUUAGAGCCAAAGGGUUAGCAGAAGAGUGGAUGAGGAAAACAGACUUCCCCACCGCUCGCAGAGUCGCCGUCAAGGCUCAGAAGAUGGACGAGACGCUUGAGAACAUCUCACACAUGAUAAUGGUCUGUGAUGUCCACUGCGCUGCGGAGGAGAAGGCCGGAGACGAGACCGACUGGUACAAGAUCCUCCAAGUCGAGCACAGCGCAGACGACGGGGCGAUCAAGAAACAGUACAGGAAGCUCGCGCUUCAUCUCCAUCCGGACAAGAACAAGCUCCCGGGAGCAGAAGCUGCUUUCAAGAUGAUUGGGGAAGCUCAGAGGGUUCUUUUGGAUAAGGACAAGAGGAGGCUUCAUGACAUGAAACGCAAACCUUUUAAGAGGCAUGCACCGGGAGUACCUUCUUAUCAACCUCAACAGCCACAACAGCAGCAACACGCUCCUCCAGCGCCGCCGAGGGCUUUUUACACUGCGCCUGUCUUUCAGAGGAGCAGCUUCACAAACCAGGCGAAACCUCAAGCUAAGCCUCAGCCACAACCAGCUGGUUUUAGCGAGAGCAGGACCUUUUGGGCCUCGUGCGCCUUUUGUCACAUAAAGCAUGAGUGUGCGAAGGAGUUUUUGCACAAGCAAGUGGUUUGUCCGAGCUGUGGCAAGCAGUCUGUUGCUUUUCAAACCGCUUUUCAGACUCCACCGGUUCAGCCUACGUUCUCUUUCUACCAACAGAGCAAGGCUCCAACUCAAGAGGCAGCGCAUAAGCAACAGCCGCAGCCGGAGAGUUCUUCCAGAGUCUCCCCAAGGAAAGAGGCUACUAAAGCAAAAAGCUCGAGCAGUUCUGCUGAGCACAUCAAUGGAAACGGAAAGAGGAAGAAGAUGGUGGAAUCCUCGGAGAGCUUUUCCAGCGAGGGUAGCUUUGAUUUGGAAGAAGUUGCAGCAACUGGUGGGCAGUCUUCUAGGAGGUCGGUCCGUAGCAAGCAGAAGGUUUCAUACGAAGAGAAUGGCAAGAAUCCAGAAACCUUGCCUAAUGGGAGAAACAGGAAGGAGAAGGCAAAAGAUGAACAAGUGGGAAGCUCACGUGCCUCUCGUUCAAGCUCAGAGAGGAGCGCAUCAGACUUGGAGAUUCUCGAGUGUGCUGAUCCUGACUUCACCAACUUUGAGAAGCUGAGGGAAGAGAGCUGCUUCAAGGCUGGGCAGGUAUGGGCAAUGUAUGAUGACAUGGGUGAGAAGAUGCCACGUUACUAUGCCAACAUCAGGAAAGUCAUAAGGGGACCUAAGUUCGAGCUCAAGAUAACAUGGCUAGAGCACAGACCAGAUGACGAGAGAGCAAAAGGGUGGGCUCGCAGAAAGUUGCCAGUAUCUGUUGGAAAGUACCAACUAGUUGGAAAUGACAACACGAGUGACACUCCAUCUUUCUCUCACUUGAUCAGUUGCAGAGUAAGAGGCAUCAAAGACAUUGUAUCUGUAUAUCCAAGGGUUGGAGAGACAUGGGCUCUGUUUAAGAACUGGGACAUCAACUGGCCUUCCUCUGCUACUCAGGGUCAUGAGUAUAAGUAUGAGUUCGUUGAGAUCUUGUCCGAAUACGCUGAAGGGUUGCCAAUAACGGUUGCGUUUCUGCGCAAAGUAAAGGGCUUUGCAAGCGUGUUUCAUCGAGUUGCUGCGGCUGGUAGUGGUGGUAGAACAAACACGUUUCAGAUUCCUCCUCAUGAGCUGCUUAGAUUCUCUCACAGCAUCCCUUCGGCUAAACUGACAGGGAAAGAAAGGAACGGUGUUCCUGCUGGUUCUUUUGAACUUGAUACAGCUGCAUUACCUCAAAUGAUAGAAGAAAGUGAAGAGGAAGCUGCCAAGUCAAACCAUCGGUCUUCUCCUUCAUCAGGGCCAGACUGUGUCAUCAUCCCUAAGUACGAGUUCCAUGACUUCAGCGGGGAAAGAUCAGAGGGGAAGUUCACAGCUGGUCAGAUAUGGUCAUUGAACUGCAAAGAGGAAGGCUUGCCAAAGUACUACGCCAAGAUUCAGAAGGUAGAGUGGAGGCCAGUGUUUAAACUGCAGAUCAACAAGCUGGAGCUGGAGUCACUUCCCGAGGAUGUUACGAAGUGGAGGGACAAGAGGAUGCCAGUGAGCUGUGGGACAUUCGUUUUGAAGGAAGGCCAGAGAGAGACGCUCACUAAGGUGACUGGUUUCUCACAUCUGAUGAAGCCACAAGAGAGUGUAAGAAAAACAAAGUACACCAUCCUCCCCAAGACUGGUGAUAUCUGGGCGAUGUACAAGAACUGGAGCGAUGCGAUCAAGGUGGAGAGCUUGAGGAAGUGUACUUACGAGGUUGUUGAAGUUCUUGACGACGAUGAGAGCCACGUCGAAGUCAUGAUGCUGGAGAGGGUGGACGGUUUUAUUUCCGUGUUCAAGGAAAGAGUUGAAGGAGGCGUGGAUGUGAGGAGAACGAUCCCGAGGUGUGAGCUGUUGAGGUUUUCGCACCAUGUUCCUGCGUUCAGGCUAACUGGUGAAAAAGAUGGAGCUCUCAGAGGCUAUGUGGAGCUGGAUCCUACUGCUUUGUCCCGUAACUUGCUCAGAGCUUAGAGACUAUGUUCAGUCGUUGGUAGUAGUAGUAGUAAGUAGUAAUGGAUUUUGCAUUUUGUGCAAGAGUCUCUAGCUUUUAAUGUUUUAGGUUCAGACUGUUAACUUGCAUCGGAUCUGUUGUUUUGACUCUAGUUUUAGUCAAUCUGUUGAAAUAUCCUUUUAGCUUUA